Molecule: messenger RNA, 982 nt
Organism: Ilex paraguariensis (yerba mate)
Lineage: Eukaryota; Viridiplantae; Streptophyta; Magnoliopsida; Aquifoliales; Aquifoliaceae
Source: the annotation of a GenBank genome assembly
CUCUCUCUCUCUCUCAGGCUCAUUUCAACCCUUUUCUCUACCUAGCUCCAAGACAUACAUAUCAAGAAAAGAAAGAAAGAGAGAGAAGGCAAAAGAAUAGGAGGAAAAAGAACCACAGAAGAAUCAGUCAGAACCAUCCUUAAUAUUACUCACUGACAACCAAGACUUGUACCAUUUAGGAGGGACCUUGUGACGUGGGACUUGUACCAUAACCUAGUUUAUCAACCAAGUCUCCCCCUCCAAAUCGGUCUGCCGUGUCAUUCCGGCACGGCCAACCACCAAACACCCACACCAGCCAUGGAAGAACUUCCGCGAUCCACCAUUUUCUCUCUCCUUAAUGUUCGGAUUUCUUCUUAAGACCCCAAGGCCAGAAUCUAAAUCUCAAUUUUUGAUCUGGGUUGGCAAAAAUUUUCUUCUUGUGGGUAAGAAUUAAGAUAUAAUUGGCAGAGUUGGAAGCAAAGAAAUCGAAGGCACUGAAAAAGGGUGGAUAUAAUCAUAUAAUAUGACCAGACAAAUUGUUCUCCAGUCACCACCGUCGUCGGUGGACCGCCGUCAACCAUUGCUAAACAGCCAGAACUCUUCCUCCAGGGGGAGGUUGGCGGAGGUGGCCGGAGGGACCACGGCAGAGUGCGCAGUCGUGUGCUGCUGCUGCCCAUGUGGGCUCGCCAACCUCUUGUUUCUUGUCAUAUACAAGCUUCCGGCAGGACUAUGCCACAAGGCUCUCCGGCGGAAGCGCCACCGUCGGACUAUCAAGAAAGGCCGGUUGCCACCACGACGGUGCGGUGGCGAUGAAACGGAGCUCCAAAUACGUCCGGUUUCGAUGCCGGCCGGCGAUAAGCUAGUUGUUAAUGCCGCCAUGGAAUCAGAUAAGGAUGUUCUUGAAUUGGAGAAGGAAAUGUGGGACAGGUUCUAUGGUACUGGUUUUUGGAGAAGUCCUUCUCAGAGGAGUGACAUCAUUAACGGUAAAUAACUGUAAAACAAA